GGAGCGUCUAAACGAGGAGCGAUUAGAAGCUAGACGCUUCGGCCUAUGGUUUCAAGAGCUGAUGGAGUGUGAUUCAGAUAUACAAACGGGCGGGGGAAGAACGCGCAAUACACAGGGGAACGAGGCUUUCGGGGAUGUGCAACCCCCGGGAGGGCGGAUCAUCAUCACGCACGAUACAGCCCGUUAUUUCAAACGUUUUCAACUACGUGGUCGGGAGAUAACAUUGCGUAUCCGCCAGCCUCACGCUGGCGCAAACGUGACAACAUGGCUUGAAGGAGCAUUCCGCGAUCUUCUGACGCAUCUCACGAGUCACUGUGAGGGUGGUGACUACGCGGGGAUCUCGUUCUCCGCGAGCUGCUUAGCGCACGGCCCCGUCUGGCUUUCAUUCCGCCCUGUCCGCGCCUAUACAUUUGUAGAUAUCUGGCAAUUAAUAACAAACAUAGCUCAAAGUGCAGCGUCUCUGGAUAUUAAUGAUUCUUUCCAUAUAAAAGUAUGUAUCGUUAAAGGUUUGGAGGGUAGGGGGCGAAAAGGUUUGACACACGAGGGCGUUGCUAAAAAAUCAAUUUUAACGAUUCGAAAUACCGACAAUCUGUGUCUACCGCGCUCGUUAGUAACAGCACGCGCGUACGCGGAAAGGGGUGAGAUACGCUCGGGGGCUCUGCAUUCUAGAUGGCAGCGUAUACGACAGAUUAACGGGUCGCUUCAAAAAGAGGCGGCGCUUGACGAGAAGCGCAAAUGUUGUUAUACAGCCCGCUGGCUGCGGUAUGCGCGAAAUUGCUAUAUACCAGAAUUAUUUGGCUCGCGAGGGGUUAGCUAUCGUGGUUUUCGAGUUUUUGACUUUGGGGCGACGCGAAAGACCGGUGUUUGACGGUACACAGACGGUUAUGGAUACAGUAGGCUCAGUCCGGCACACGUUAUACAUUCUGUAUUAUGAGCGGUUGCAUCAUUUCCAGCCUAUCUUGAAUCUGCGUGGUACUGUAGGCAGCUUAAACUUCUGCGCAAUCUGUAACGUCCGUUCUCGUCGGGAUCAUAGAUGUUUAAAAAAGAAAUGCCCUCGCUGCCUUCAAGCACCGCCCUGCGCUCUGGGAGCAGCUGCCGCGAUCAGAUGCGAGACAUGUAACCGCGAUUUUUUUGGGGAGCAAUGUUUAGAAAAUCACAGGGCUGUUACCAUCCGUCGUAAACACAGGGUAAACACUGUUUGCGAGUCUCUUCAGCGGUGCCGUAACUGCUUUCGCGCGAUAAGACCUUUAGAGAAAAAGACGCAUGUGUGCGGGGAGGGUUUCUGUAAAACGUGUAAAUCGCGGCACCCCUAUAAUCGCCUGUGCUAUAUGAGGCCUAUUCGCGUCGAUGAGAGGCCAAUAGAGAACAUAUUCAUAUUCUAUGAUUUUGAAACGCAGCAGUGUAUCCCUGUAAAAGGUGAUCCUACAACGCGCGUUCACGAACCGAAUCUUUGCGUAGCUCAACGUGUCUGCACCAAGUGCUGCGAUAAUGCUUCUAUAGACGAGCCGUGCGAGCAUUGCGGGGAUCACGAGUUUAUAUUUAGGACGAACCCUGUGUGUCAACUUGUGGAGUUAGCCAUACAGAGUAUGCCGAACUUCUCUCACGUAUUUUUAAUAGCCCAUAACGCCGGUGGUUUCGACGCCCAGUUUAUCCUGCGCUACCUCAUCGAGGAGAAAAAAACGCAGCUCCCUUCUUUAAUAAUGAACGGCACUAAAAUCAUCACAAUGCGCAUUGGCAAACUCGUGUUUCUCGACAGCUUGAACUACUUUCACAUGCCUCUGAGUGCACUGCCUAAAUCUUUCGGUCUAAAAACUGCUCUCGCCAAAGGAUCUUUUCCGCAUCUGUUCAAUAGGCCCGAGAAUCAAAAUUAUAUUGGGCCGAUGCCGCCUGUGGCCGAUUACUCUCCCGACACUAUGCGCCCGGAGGAACGCGAGCGUUUUUUUGCAUGGUAUAACGAGUUAAAGAAUGCCUCUUAUGUAUUUAACUUUUCAAACGAGCUCAUAACCUAUUGUAAAAACGACGUUACGAUAUUGAGACAGGCCUGUGUGGUUUUCCGGAAAAUGUUCAAGGACAGCGGACGCGUUUGCCCGUUUAGCGAAAACACAACAAUCGCGUCCGCCUGCUUUCAAAUCUUUCGAAAAAAUUUUUUAAAACCUAACACGAUCGGUAUUAUACCUACGGGCGGUUACAGAUGGGCUCACAAUCAGUCAAAAAAAGCGGUCUCUUGGCUCGUGUGGAUGGAGCAUUCUUUAAAUCGUCGUAUCAUUCACGCAGGACGCUCGCGCGAGUUUAAAUUGCCUCAAAAUUUAUUAGUAGACGGUUACUACGAAACACCUGAUUCAGCCCACGUGUUACAGUUUCACGGUUGCUAUUGGCACGGGUGUUUGAGCUGUUUCACUGUAAACAGAGACCGUGUACAAAGCGACGGUGAUACACUGAACGAGCGUCUCGAGAGAACAAACGCUAUAUCGCAGAGAAUCCGCUCAAGCGGCUACACGUUAACCGAGAUUUGGGAGUGCGCGUAUGACCGGAUGAUAAAAACAGAUUUAGAGAUGAGCGCUUUUGUGAGUGAUCACCCUCUGGUUCGAGCGGAGCCUCUCAAUCCGCGCGAUGCUUUUUUCGGUGGUCGAACGGAAAACAUGGUCACUUUGUACGACGUGAAAGACGGGGAGCAGAUACGAUAUGUUGACGUUUGCUCUUUGUACCCAUACAUCUGCAAGUACGGCAAAUAUCCGGUGGGUCAUCCAACGGUAUACGUCGGCGACGAGUGCAGGACGCUGACAGGUCCCGAAAAUAAUAUCAGUCUUUCCCGCGUCGAGGGCCUUGUUAAAUGCACAGUGCUUCCACCGCAAAAUCUUUAUCAUCCGGUGCUGCCGGUGCGAAUGCAUCAGCGCCUGUUAUUCGGGUUAUGUCGUAGCUGCUGCGAAACAAUGAACCAGGACGCGUGUCCUCAUGAAGACCCCGCGGAGCGUGUGUUUAGCGGUACUUGGGUAGUGGAUGAAUUGCGAAAAGCUAUUGCGUGCGGGUAUAAAAUAUUAACCGUGAGCGAGAUUUGGCAGUAUAAGAUAACGCAGUACAACCGCGAUACACAGAAGGGGGGCCUUUUCACCGGGUACAUAAACACUUUUCUUAAAAUCAAACAAGAGGCUAGCGGUUGGCCCGAGGGUUAUGCAGAUGACGAGGCUGCCCAAGAGCGUUAUAUAACUGCUUUUAAGACAGCCGAAGGGGUUCAGCUGGAGCGGGGUGCGGUAGCGAAAAACCCGGGGCUGCGCUCGGUAGCCAAACUUUGUCUUAACUCCUUUUGGGGUAAAUUUGGACAACGCGAAAAUUUACCGCAAACAGAAAUAGUAUCGACACGCGAAAAACUUAUGGAGCUGCUAAAUAGCCCCGAGCACGAGAUCACUGGUAUGCUACCUGUUAACAACCAGGUGCUGUAUGUUAAUUAUACGAAAACCAGUGAUGCUGUAAUACCGUCUAAUAUAGCAAAUACUGUCAUAGCUGCAUACACCACAGCCCAAGCCCGUUUAAAACUUUACACCUAUCUCGAACCGCUGGGUAAGCGUGCUCUGUACUGCGACACCGAUUCCGUUAUUUAUGUCACGAGAAAAGAGCCUGGAGAGUAUGAACCGCCAACGGGUCAAUUGCUAGGGGAUUUAACCGACGAGCUAAGCUCUUACGGCGAGGGCAGUUACAUUAAGUCUUUCAUCUCAGGCGGCCCUAAAUUUUAUUCUUUCAUAGUUAAUACGCCGAGCGGCGCGGAAAGCGAGGUUUGCAAGGUUAAAGGCAUAACGCUGAAUUACGCAAACAGCUCGCUGAUAAAUUACGAAUCAAUACGGUCAUUUAUAAUAGGUGAGAGAGAAAAUCCUGUUGUACUACAGUUUGAUUCAAUACGUCGUACGCCGUUCCACCAGGUUGUCACACGACCCGAAAAGAAAUCGUGCAUGCCUCUGAGCGUCAAGCGAAGACGUGAUGGCGAAUACGGCUCGCUCCCUUACGGCUACAAGUAACCGUUUAUAAAAACUCUCGCUUUAAACAUUGUUAAGCAGCGUUGUAAAAUAUCUAUGUUAUUACUGUAAAAUAUUUAUACUGUUACCGGAAAAUAAA
Molecule: messenger RNA, 4104 nt
Organism: Venturia canescens
Lineage: Eukaryota; Metazoa; Arthropoda; Insecta; Hymenoptera; Ichneumonidae
Exons: 2
Coding region: 765-4007 (1080 amino acids)
Biological process (GO): DNA replication
Molecular function (GO): DNA-directed DNA polymerase activity; DNA binding; nucleotide binding
Source: RefSeq, a predicted model, not a curated record